Molecule: messenger RNA, 480 nt
Organism: Marchantia polymorpha subsp. ruderalis
Lineage: Eukaryota; Viridiplantae; Streptophyta; Marchantiopsida; Marchantiales; Marchantiaceae
Source: the annotation of a GenBank genome assembly
AUGUCGGGAUGCUGGAGCUCCGCCAGCGCCUUGAAGCUGAAGGCUGUGAAGUUCACGUACUACAUGCACGACGAUUUCGUGCUGCCAGACGUUAGCGCUGUAAUAGUCACCAGUCCCAACAUGACUCUCGGAAGCACAGCUACAUUCGGCGAUAUCACCGUCUUCGACAGCGUUCUCAAGGAGACAGUUUCCAAUGAUUCAGCACAAAUCGGGCACAGCUCGGGCCAAGUUUCGGCUCUAAAAGAGUCAGUAGAGAAGUUCAUUACCUUUGUGCAGGAUAUUACAAUCCCCGGCUACUCCGGAACCAUCUCCUGCUCUGCCAGAUUCAACUUCAGCGCCCCGAAUUGGGAGGUGGGUGUCAACUCUGGCACAGGUUCCUUCAGAGGAGCGAGUGGCUACUUAACAGCCAGCGUAGCCGUUCCCGACCCAGCUGGAUACAUUCUGAAGUACGAAGCGAAUCUGAUCCUUCCGCAACAGUAG